Molecule: messenger RNA, 3710 nt
Organism: Spinacia oleracea (spinach)
Lineage: Eukaryota; Viridiplantae; Streptophyta; Magnoliopsida; Caryophyllales; Amaranthaceae
Product: NADH-ubiquinone oxidoreductase chain 4-like
Biological process (GO): aerobic respiration; ATP synthesis coupled electron transport; electron transport coupled proton transport
Cellular component (GO): respiratory chain complex I
Molecular function (GO): ubiquinone binding; NADH dehydrogenase (ubiquinone) activity; NADH dehydrogenase activity
Source: RefSeq, a predicted model, not a curated record
UAGUGGUCUAAUGACAAGGGCCGACGACGGAAGCUCGGGACGGAGCCGUAUGAUGCGGAAGUAUCACGUACGGUUCCCUGAGAAGGGUGGCUACCUACUGGAGCUUCGACCAACCACUACCGGUCAAUUCCGCUUUGGGGCCACCCCUUACUCUACCAUUAUUAUAGGGGUAUGGGGUUCGAGACAAAGAAAGAUCAAGGCAGCAUAUCAGUUUUUCCUUUAUACUUUACUUGGAUCUGUUUUUAUGCUAUUAGCUAUUCUGUUGAUUCUUCUCCAAACAGGAACCACCGAUUUACAAAUAUUAUUAACCACAGAAUUUAGUGAGCGGCGCCAAAUCUUUUUAUGGAUUGCUUUUUUCGCCUCUUUCGCUGUCAAAGUUCCUAUGGUACCAGUUCAUAUUUGGUUACCCGAAGCUCAUGUAGAGGCACCCACGGCAGGAUCCGUUAUCUUGGCAGGAAUUCUUUUAAAAUUGGGAACUUACGGGUUUUUAAGAUUUUCAAUACCCAUGUUUCCUGAAGCGACACUUUGUUUCACUCCUUUCAUUUAUACUCUAAGCGCGAUUGCUAUAAUAUAUACUUCCUUGACCACUUUAAGACAGAUCGAUCUUAAGAAGAUCAUUGCUUACUCCUCAGUAGCCCAUAUGAAUUUUGUGACUAUUGGUAUGUUUAGUCUGAACAUACAGGGAAUUGGAGGUAGCAUUCUACCGAUGUUAAGUCAUGGACUGGUUUCUUCAGCCCUUUUUCUAUGUGUUGGUGUUCUAUAUGACCGACAUAAGACUCGACUUGUUAGAUAUUACGGAGGUUUAGUGAGCACCAUGCCGAAUUUCUCUACCAUUUUCUUCUUUUUCACUUUAGCCAAUAUGAGUUUACCUGGUACUAGCAGCUUUAUCGGGGAAUUUCUCAUCUUAGUAGGAGCUUUCCAAAGAAAUAGCUUAGUAGCCACAUUAGCAGCGCUUGGGAUGAUUUUAGGCGCGGCCUAUUCCCUUUGGCUAUAUAAUCGUGUGGUUUCUGGAAAUUUAAAACCCGACUUCCUCCAUAAAUUCUCCGAUCCAAAUGGCAGAGAAGUUUUCAUAUUUAUACCCUUUCUUGUUGGAGGGGCGACCGUCCGUUAAACUACCAAAGAAAAAAAAGGGUAAACCAAUGUGAUCAUGACAUUGUAGGUGCUUGCGAUGGGACGGAUGCGACUUCCCUCAGUUGGUUUGGGUGGCAUAGCCCGUUGCGGAAGUCCCCCCCCUUUUUUUUGAUCCAUUUCUUUAGUCUUUAGGGAGCCAAAGCUUGACUUUUCAAAUAAGGCUCGCGCAGGGGCGCUCACGUUUUUUGGCUGAGCCGUAUCUUGUUGGGUGAGACCGAGAGAAAGAAAGGACGGAGGUUACCCUGGUAAUGGCAUUUCUCGACCGUGUCUCCGAGGGACAGUUGAACGAGCGACUCAUGAAUGCUGCCAGAUCGAACGAGCCAAUAACUCGAACGCUUUCGGUCUGUUUUUUGAGCAAGAAUCACAGCGUUACCUUACCUUCACCAUGAUACAGACUCCAAGUUCUUAUGGCAGAGCACGAGGAGAUUUUUCAUCAAUAUGAUGAUGAGAAUAGAAACCAGAAGCACGACCGGAGUCUUCGUGGUCCAAGAUAAGAAAACCAUCAAUAAGAGUAACGUAAGCAUGAGACUUUUUGGUAGUACCGGUGAACCAGAUGGCCGCGGCGAUAGAAUCUGGGACGGAGGACUCGUAGUAUCUCUCUAGAUCUGGCAAAAGCGAAAGACCCCCUAACUUCGAAUGGAGGCUGACUGCUGAGCCCACUCUGGCCUCGAAGGGCAAGCCCCCGUGGUUGCGAGCUGGAGCUGCCAUUGCUUAUGGCUAGAGCAAUGGGAGGGGCCCCCCGCAGAGAGAACAGUAAGGAUAACGAGCGCUCCGCCCGCUUGGCGGGCGGCAGGAGCUGCAGGCAAGUGCUUGGUAGGCUAACAGCCCAGUGAACCGGGAAGAGCACUCGACGAAAGGAGGACACACUAAGCAAGUACGAGAAAUUGGCCCUGCUCCGCUUUCUUAAAAGCAAGGUGACCCCUGUUAAGGAGGUCAAACCAAGGACCUAUGGAAGUCGGGGCUCGUCCCUGGUCAAUAUUGGAUCAAACAAUAGGAGGCCGUAGCGCUGACCUCUUUUUUUAUUGAUUCAAUAGGGGAAAAGAUCGUACAGUUCCCUACCGAGACAACAGAAACUCUCAACGGAUCUUCUGCGCGCUGGGCAUACUUCUUCCGUGCGUCUUUCUCGUGGCGGAAACAGAACAACAGGGAAAGACCCGGCCGACCUGCCCAGGUCGCCUUGGCGAGCUUUAUUUAAGAGAGACUGGGGAGUCAAAAGACUUCCGUUUCCGUUCUUGGUUUGCUCUUCGCCUCUCGCUCUUUUUCGUAGUUGGGAAGAGGGAAGGAGUCUAAAUCAAUGGACAUUAAUGAACCAUCAUUGAUGGACGUUGCACAUGACACGAUCAAUUCGACUCAAGGUCCUUCGCUAAUAGAAGUUGCUUACUCUCCUAGUAGCGAAGGAAAAGGGCAGGGCUCUUUUUUCGUAGUAAUAGUGGGCGGGUCUCAUGAGAUCUAUGCCGGCCGCAAAAAGAAAACGAGGGUCGAAGGACCAUUCGAUUGAUUAAGGGGCAUAGCGGCGCCCUCGACUGGCGCCAUUCCCCGACCUAGCAGCAGACGGGCGGGCCGUGCCUGAAUUCAGACCAGACUUUUCUUUGUUUGAGCUGUUCCCACGCACGCAGAACGGAAGAUCUCAGUUGUCCUGGACUGUGGACAAGUACGUAGGGCCCCCCGUUGAACAGAAUUAUUACCUGCCUCUACGGAAGAAGUUUACUUUGUACCGUCCGGAGGUCAUAUAGAUCGGAACCCGGAGCGAUAAGAACGAAAGCCCUACCCACAGCUACAACUAAUGGCACUUCAAAAGGCUUAGAUUUUCAGGUAAUUCCUAUUUGCUUACUUGAUAGAGUAAGGGCGCUACUGAAAGCUUUUUUUAGGUCGUGUAAGCCUCGAAUUUGGUAUUUCGGUAGAGCGAGCAGCCCUUAAAAAAAAAAGGAUUUAUAGUACCUUCCAAAAGCAUAGCUUUAGCUAUUACAACCGAAAGCUUCGCUUAAGCUCAACUUCGAGCUUUAGGUUGUUUACAUGCUUAAGCUUCGCUUUAGCGAUUACAUCGGAAGGAAAGGCCUUCGCAUUCCUAAUCCGGUAGGGCCGGGCAGCUUUAGCUUGGCGAAUCGCAUCCCCGCGCAACGACAUCGCUCUUGACCGUUCUCGCUCAGUCUUUGCAACGGCUGGGAAGGCAGUCGUAGAAGCGAAGCCUAUCGCCCCGCCGACCAUCAACCCUUCUCAAAAAUUGGAUGGAAUGGCCCGCCCCACCCAAGAGCGCUUAUGUCAUAUGGGAACUCAUGGCUGGAAACAAUCCUUAUGGUUUUGAUAUCCGGUAGGAAUAAUAAGAAUCAAAGUCCAGGUUGGUUGGUGAGCCUAGUGAUAGGAAACUAUCUAGCUUGGUUCGGAGAGCACUUGUUGGGUGAAAGAUUUUUUUUUGCUAGAUGUUAUGGCCUAAAUGCUGAACUAUUGACUCUACUUGUUUGGAUGGGUGUUCACCCCAAAGUGUUCCCGGACCGCAUGCAUACAUCCGUAAGUAACUUAGUGCAACAUGGAAAAUUUCAUUGAGAGGAAUCAGCAAAGAAAAGAAAAAAGGGUAAAUUAAU